CUGACUUAUGGAGCAAAAAUACAAUUGCAGAAAUCACUUUGGACUUCUGUAUAAAAAAAAUUUCUGCAACUGUACCCAACAAAAAGGUCAUAUCUCCAAAAAAGGCACAACAGCAAGCACUAGACUUGCUUUUGGCUUCGUUUAGAAAGCAAUGAUUGCAGAAUGGAGACUGAAUUUUCCUGUCAUUCUCUUCGUUUAUCUCAUUUUCUCUUCGUCUCAGUUCGCUAUAUCCAAACAAUCGUGGAAUAUCAAUGUCAGUCUUUGGAAUUCCACCGCCAGAGUUCCCACUUUCUGGAUCAAUAAUCCUUACGUUAAUCGUAAUUAUUCCACCACAGACUUCUCCGCCAUUACACCCAUCCUUCUGAGUGGAAAAGAUUCUGGCUCUCAGUUCCUCUGUGGCUUCGUCUGCAAUUACGAAGUCACAGGAUGCCUUCUUGGUACCCUCUUAGUACUCUACAACAGCACCGCUAUUGAGAAAAAAUAUACUAUACUUUACCCCCAGUUAGUUUGGUCUGCUAACCGAAACCAUCCAGUGAAAGCCAAUGCAACCUUACAACUAGGCCGAGAUGGUAAUUUGGUCCUGGCAGACUCUGAUGGUACUCUUGUUUGGUCCACUAAUACAACUGGAAAACCUGUUUCAGGCUUAAACUUGACAGAGAUGGGAAAUCUCGUGCUCUUUGAUAAGAGAAAUCGCGCAAUUUGGCAGUCGUUUGAUCAUCCAACGGAUUCUUUGCUUUCAGGUCAGGAUUUGGUUUCCGGUCAGAAGCUUAUAGCAAGCAUUUCAGCAUCCAAUAGGAGUCAAGGUUUCUUUUCGCUUACUAUUCUCAACGGAAGCCUUGUGGCGUACACAGAUACUAAUCCACCUCAGUAUUACUACGCUUCAGAUUAUACGAACGAUACUGGUUUAAGUUUUGACGGUCACACCCUUAGUCUUGCGUCUACUUUUGCUCAGUUCAUGAAGCUUGAGCAUAAUGGACAUUUACGGCUAUACCAAUUUGACAUAUAUGAGCUUGAUUGGAAAGUGAUAUCUGAUGUUUGGACAUCUGAAUCUGAUGUAGGAAACUGUGGGUACCCAAUGGUGUGUGGAAGAUAUAGCAUAUGUACAAGUGACGGGCAAUGUAAUUGUCCGUACGAAGGGAACUUUUUCAGGCCAUCUAUCGGUAGAAAAACAGAUCUUGGAUGUACGGCGUUGACACCCAUAACUUGCGACUCUUUGCAGUACCAUAGUCUUCUAGAGCUCAGCGACACCAGAUAUUUUGCAUUUGAUGUCAACUUUCAACUGAAUUCAAGCAUAUGGUUCGAGGGGAUAAAGUUGGAAGAUUGCAAAACGGCUUGUCUGAGUAACUGUUCUUGCAAAGCUGUUGUUUGGGAUGGGACUCGAAGGAAAAACUGUUUAUUAUUGAAUGAAGUAUUCUCAAUCAUGGAUAACGGGGAGGGAAGAGACAAGACCACAGUGUUUCUUAAGGUGCAGAAUCAGUCACCAAUCAUUUCUGGAGGAAAGCAAUCAAGACCUGUCAAAGUGAUACUAGGAUCUACUCUUGCAGCUCUCGUGGGGAUAAUCUUAAGUAUCACUACUUGGUUUAUACUUUUCAAAAAGAGGUCACAGUCCAGCAAGGUUGGGGAUUUUCUGGAUAUAGAACCACUGUUACCGGGAAUUCUAACUCGAUUCUCUUACAAUGAGCUGAAAAUACUUACAGAAGAUUUUAGCAAAAAGCUCGGGGAAGGAGGAUUUGGCUCUGUAUAUGAGGGAACACUGAGUAAUGGCACCAAAAUAGCUGUGAAACAUCUGGAUGAUCUAGGUCAAGUAAAGGAUUCAUUUCUAACAGAAGUAAACAUAGUUGGUGGCAUUCACCAUGUCAAUUUGGUAAAGCUCAUUGGAUUUUGUGCGGAGAAAAGCGACAGGCUUCUGAUCUAUGAGUACAUGGUAAAUGGAUCGUUGGAUAGGUGGAUUUCUCAUGAAAAGAAAGAAAAUAGGCUUACAUGGAAGACAAGGCAAAGUAUAAUAUCAGAUAUUGCCAAAGGAUUAGCUUAUCUACAUGAGGAUUGCAGCCAUAAGAUAAUUCAUUUGGACAUUAAACCACAAAACAUCCUUCUAGAUCAGUAUUUCAAUGCUAAGAUAUCUGAUUUUGGGUUGUCGAAGCUAAUUGAGAAAGACAAAAGCAAAGUUUUGACUAGAAUGAGAGGAACACCAGGAUAUUUAGCCCCUGAAUGGUUGAGCUCGGUAAUCACUGAGAAAGUUGAUGUGUAUGCCUUUGGAAUUGUGCUCUUGGAAAUUCUCUGUGGGCGAAAGAAUUUGGAUUGGUCCCAAGCUGAUGAAGAAGAUGUCCAUUUGCUAAGUGUCUUUAGGAGAAAAGUGGAACAACAACAGCUCACGGAUAUGGUGGACAAAAACGACGAGGAUAUGCUGCUCCACAAAGAAGCAGUGACAGAAAUGAUGAGCAUCGCUGCAUGGUGUUUACAGGGCGAUUUCUCCAAGAGGCCUUCCAUGUCAUUGGUGGUUAAGGUACUGGAAGGUUUGGUGACUGUUGAAACCGACUUAGAUUAUAAUUUCACUAACAUACCUGAAGUUAGGGAAGGCAACCAACAGAGGGAAGCCACUAUCAGUUCAAGAUUUCCUUCAGUUUUAUCGGGACCAAGGUAAACAAUAUGCUUAAGAUUUUUAGUCUUUGAAAGAACCAAUUUAUGGUUGUGUAAUGUCAAUAUUGCAAGAUUUUCAAAGCAUUACGUUUUAUGGUGUAUAAGAUUACAAUUCUUGAAAUGUGUUAGGAUCGGGAAUCUGGGCAGUGCGUAUUCGGUCAAAGUGACCUACGUCCACAAGCGGAGAGGAGCAAUUUCACUAUACCAACAAGAGUACA
This is a messenger RNA of Nicotiana tabacum (common tobacco), 2855 nucleotides long. NCBI's taxonomy places the organism in Eukaryota, Viridiplantae, Streptophyta, Magnoliopsida, Solanales, Solanaceae. The record is from RefSeq and is a predicted model, not a curated record.